Molecule: messenger RNA, 506 nt
Organism: Ostrea edulis (European flat oyster)
Lineage: Eukaryota; Metazoa; Mollusca; Bivalvia; Ostreida; Ostreidae
Exons: 3
Coding region: 101-463 (120 amino acids)
Source: RefSeq, a predicted model, not a curated record
UUGUAGUCUUAUCAAUAAUCCACGCAGUGUAUAUAUAUAGAUAUUGUCAGGUGAGAAGACGCGUAUUGGAUUUAAUAUUGAACACGCAAUAAGUACAGUGAUGCAUCUUGUUCUGCUACUGGGCGUUAUUCUACCAUCAACGUUUGCAACUAAGUGCUUCACGGACGCAGAAUGUGGUGCGGGUGAAUGCUGCUUUCGACAUGAAGGUCCACUCAUUGUGAGCAGACGGCGGCAACUGGACAGUCUGAUAGCUCCCCAUCAUGGUGUUUGUGAGAAAUUCCAACUUGAGGGAGAACGCUGCAGUGUGUUUGACAAAGUAAACGGUCAUUGUAGCUGUGACAGGGGUCUGCACUGUGCCUAUGUCGCUGAUUCGUCAACUGUUCCCACUAUAUUAUUGCCACACAAACGCUCCGUCAUCGUACCGCCUUAUCCAGGGGCAUACAGAUGUACACCCAUUGUUUAAUAUGAUUACAUAUCUGCUUUAUUUAUUAAACAGUAAAAGAACA